Melitaea cinxia (Glanville fritillary) is the source of this 2733-nucleotide messenger RNA. RefSeq lists its product as uncharacterized. The transcript has a single exon. Gene Ontology annotation, biological process: DNA integration. NCBI's taxonomy places the organism in Eukaryota, Metazoa, Arthropoda, Insecta, Lepidoptera, Nymphalidae. The record is from RefSeq and is a predicted model, not a curated record. Gene Ontology annotation, molecular function: nucleic acid binding. The coding region runs from base 1 to 2733 and encodes 910 amino acids.
AUGUACCGUCAGGUGCUUGUUAGAGAAACUGAUCGAGACAUGCAACUCAUCCUGUGGCGUGACAACGAAGACGAGCCUAUGCGCACUCUAAGAUUAAAUACAAUUACCUACGGUUUUUCAAGUGCUAGCUUUCUCGCUACCAGAUGUAUCUGGCAACUUGGUGAUGAAUGUGCUGACCCUAACAUAAAAACAAUAAUUCAAAAGGACUUCUAUUGCGAUGAUUUGUUGACCGGAGCUGACGAUGAAGAAGCUCUGAGAUACAUUCAGCGUCAGGUUUCAGGUGAGCUUGCCAAAGGAUGUUUUCACCUUCGGAAAUUUAGGUCGAAUUUAGCUUCUCUUCUCGAGGAUUCCUCUUUACCCGGGGAAGGCGAUCUCAUCAUAAGUAACGCCACUAGCACGCUGGGAAUAGGUUGGUGUCCUUCUUUAGAUGUACUGCAAUUCCAAGUCGAAUAUUCACCUCCAGACGUUUUGACCAAGAGGUCGAUAUUGUCGUCAACACUCAAAAUCUUUGAUCCCCUUGGGCUUCUAUCUUUGUGCACCAUCAAACCUAAAAUUCUUUUACAAACCCUGUGGUCACUAGGAUUGGGUUGGGACGAGGAAGUACCCUCAAUGGUUAAAACGUCCUGGCUAAGAUUUACCGAAAAUUUAGGCUUACUUUCGUCAUUUCAAGCUCCUAGGCGAGUUCUUAUCGAUGAACCCAAGUUCAUUGAAAUGCACACAUUCUGUGACGCAUCUGAGUGUGCCUUUGGCUCAUGCAUUUACCUCAGAUCGAUUGGCGUCACAGGCAAGGUUCAAGUAAGUCUAUUGUGUGCCAAGCCCCGCAUCGCUCCCCUCAAAUCCACAACCAUUCCCCGCCUCGAGCUCUGUAGCGCAUUGUUAGGAGCUCAAUUAAGUUCUUCUACCACUCAAGCUCUUCGCUGCAAAAUAAAUCGCCACGUUUACUGGUCGGACUCAAAGGUAGCGUUAGGUUGGAUAAAAUCAGCGUGCAAGGCCAAGACAUUUGUCGCUAACAGAGUGGCCGCUAUCACUGAGCUAUCUGACCCCGAGAAUUGGCGGCAUGUACCUACAGCGGAGAACCCAGCGGAUCUGUGUUCAAGGGGAGUAGACCCGCAAAAUGUCAGCAAAUCUGACAUUUGGUGGCACGGCCCAGCUUUUCUUGGCCAGGACGAGGGUUCAUGGCCAAGUGCUGACGUUCAAGCUGUGGAGCUUCCCGAAUUGAAAGCUUUGGCUGCUUUAGUUUCGGAGUCCACACCUUCGGUGUCGUUUAUAGACGUCACCAAGUAUUCUAAGCUUCUUAAACCACAGAGAGUAGCAGCUAGGGUACUUAGAUUUAUUCACAAUACUAAAAAUCCACAUAAUAAACAUUCGGGCAUACUAUCGGCGGACGAGCUCCAAAAGGCUCUAAACUACCUCAUCAAAUUCGCUCAGUUAGAAUCAUUUCCGACAGAAAUUGAAUAUUUACAAAACAAAAAAUCGUUACCCCGCAAAUCUAGCUUAAAUCAACUAAAUAUUUUUAUUGAUAAGGACAACUUGCUUCGCGUCGGUGGUAGGAUCAGUAUAUCAAACUAUCCCUAUGAUAAACGCCACCCUAUUUUGUUGAAGAGCAAUAAUCAUUUAACGCGACUAAUAUUUCAGCACGAGCAUGUACGCUUGUUGCACGCUCCGCCCCAAUUGUUACUUGCCAGUAUCCGUGAUCAGUACUGGCCAAUAGGCGGUCGUAAACUUGCGCGUGAUGUAUAUAAAUAUUGCUAUAAGUGCCGACGAUUUGAUGGCAGUGGUAUGGUCAACAUUAUGAGUGAAUUACCCCCAGACCGCGUAGAAUCAGAUUAUCCAUUUAUGACUACUGCUACUGAUUUUGCUGGGCCAUUUUUGAUCACGGACCGUAAAGGCCGUGGCUGCAGGAUAACGAAGUGUUAUCUAUGCCUUUUUAUCUGUUUCCGAUUUAAGUGCGUACAUCUGGAAGCCGUGAGUGAGUUGAGCAAGGAUGCCUUCAUUUUAACUCUUACCCGUUUCAUUGCUCGCAGAGGCAGUCCCAAAGUUAUUUUUUGUGACAAUGGAAGAAAUUACGUGGCCGCAGCUAGAGAAAUAAAUGACUUCUUUAAAACCAACAAUGAUCCAAUUUGUGACUUUGCAGCUCGGCGAAACAUUCAAUUUAAAUUCUCUCCCGCGUACGCUCCUCACUUCAAUGGUCUCGCUGAGGCCGGAAUUAAGUCGGCAAAAUUCCACAUUCGACGUAUUUUAGGUCAGACUCAUCUGACAUUCGAAGAACUGUCUUCCCUAUUUACACAAGUCGAAGCUAUCCUCAAUAGCCGACCCUUAUGUCCCCUCAGUCCCUCAGUCGACGAUUUCCAGCCGCUUACACCGGGUCACUUCUUGAUUUUCAGACCACUUACGUCAUUACCGACUGCAAACUAUGGCGACAACAGUGCUCCGCUCCGCAACAGAUUCCAGCGCGUUGAGCAAAUGCGUCAACAUUUUUGGACGAGAUGGUCGCGCGAAUAUAUAUCCGAGCUGCAGCAACGCACAAAAUGGCGCUUCAAAGACCGAAACUUGCGCCUAGAUGACUUGGUGCUAAUAAAGGACGAGUCUCCGCCGCUUUGCUGGCGCCUAGGCAGAGUCAUCAAACUGUUCCCUGGCCCUGAUGGGAUAACGCGCGUUGCAGACGUGAAGACCGCUGGUGGAACCGUUCGUCGAGCCCUCAACCGCCUCUGCCUGCUACCCGUCGACGACUAA